AUGAACCCCUGCUCCUCCUUCGCGCCGGGCUGCACAUACUCCGCGUACACACCGCCCAGCAGCACGUGCGGCGGCCGCAUCACAUGGCUCAUCAACAACGGCGGCGUCGAAGCGCGCGAGGCCUGCCGCAAAAUCGGUGCGGAGGAGUACGUGAGCGAAUCUCCGGCGCCAUCAGCGCCGUCGACGGACAGCUGGCUCGCCACGGUCGACAAAUUGUUGCGCGACAAGUUGCAGCGAAGCGCCGGCUUGCCCGGCCGCGGCGGCUACCGGCUGAGUGCGGCGGAGGAGUCGGACGCAGGAGAGUCCGUCGUCAUUCAGAGGCGCGUCUCCGGACGCAGGCUGCUCGGGGCUGACGGGGCGACCUCCGACAACCCGGCGCACUUGCUGCACGAUGGGACUCUCUCCAAGGCGGCGCUUUCUCGCUGCAGCGAGCGGGCUGCGGCGCUGCUUCGCAAGCUGGCGGCUGCGAGUCGGAAGGCGCAGCCCUCCACGCGCUCGGACGUGGGGGGGAGGAUGCGGGCAGCCUCGCCGCCGACGCUCGACUCCGGCGCGUCACUGCUCGACUCGUCGGGCGGAUUCGGAGAGUCUGCGACGGUCGUCGGGACGCGCCGGCUCGAAGGCACAAGUAGAGAGCUGAGCGCGGGCGAGAAGCUGGACCGGAUGCUCGUCGCGCUGGAGAUGGAGGUGCCUGCGGGGACGCCGCUCUUCGCCAAGGUUGAGGCAGUCGAGCAGGCUGCCGAGCUCGUCGUCGACAAGGAGAUCGGCCUGCUCGCGCGUGUCGAUGGGCUCUUCGAGGCGAUGUUCGAGGUGCAUCUCGGCGAGGAGAAGGGGGACGGCUCGGCGUACGACGGCGCCUACCUGCCCCGCGAGCGGCUCGACCAUGCGAUGUACUCGCUCGGCAUCGCGUGGGCGGCGUCCGAGUCGCUCGACCAAGACGUGCAGGUUGUCGAGGAGGCGCUCGGCACCGAGAAGGGGCCCGGGACCAAGCUGGAGGAGCGGAUCGACGCCAUCUGCACCGAACUCGGCUUGCCUGAGGGGGCGGACGAGGUCUGAGCCUCUCGGGGCCCGUGCGGCUCCGAGGCUGCGGCUCUGAGCGCUUAAAGCUCGCGGCGGCGGCGGCGGCGGCGGCGGCGGCGGCGGCGGCGGCGGGAGGCAGCCCCUGAGGUUUGCUCUCCACGCGCUGUCCGCCCGGCGCCAACUUAGAGAGCGAGAGGUCGGUGGGGAUACGCGCACUCGCGAGGUGUUCGCUGUGUCGCGCAGGGAAGGGCACCACGUGGGGUGGGGCGACGCCGCUCACGCGGGGGACUCUGCUCAUGCCAAGCUGCAAUAGAUGUGAGAGGAGUCAGUCAGGCGCGGAGCGCCGCGCUGAAGCUUUUCUGUGUAUUUUGUGAGAGCAUUUUGAGCAU
Molecule: messenger RNA, 1406 nt
Organism: Emiliania huxleyi CCMP1516
Lineage: Eukaryota; Haptophyta; Isochrysidales; Noelaerhabdaceae
Exons: 14
Coding region: 1-1053 (350 amino acids)
Source: RefSeq, a predicted model, not a curated record